Bubalus bubalis (water buffalo) is the source of this 1122-nucleotide messenger RNA. Its product is annotated as holocytochrome c-type synthase. NCBI's taxonomy places the organism in Eukaryota, Metazoa, Chordata, Mammalia, Artiodactyla, Bovidae. Gene Ontology annotation, biological process: cytochrome c-heme linkage. The record is from RefSeq and is a predicted model, not a curated record. Gene Ontology annotation, cellular component: mitochondrion. Gene Ontology annotation, molecular function: holocytochrome-c synthase activity. The transcript has 7 exons. Bases 198 to 914 code for a protein of 238 amino acids.
CCUGCCUUCGGAAGAGGAAGUAGCGGCGUGAGCGAGAGCCGGCGGUGACCCGGGCAACAGCUGUGACCGAACGAGGGGAGGGGAAGGUGGUGGCGGCGGUUUGCUGCUACUCCUCGCCGGAGUUGGCGGUUAGAGGCGGGACCGGCAGCCGGGUACAGGAGUCAGAAUUGCUUGGAUUCAACACUGGGAGUCCCACCAUGGGCUUGUCUGCAUCUGCCCCUGCUGCUUCUACGGUUCAGACCUCUACCCCUGCUGCUUCAGAUCAUCAGACAGCAGCCCCAACGUCUGGAUGCCCAAUGCAUGAAGGGAAAGUGAAAGACUGUCCAGUGAGUGCUGAGCCGUCGGACUCAACCUGUGGGAGCAAAACGAACUCUGUGCCUGCGCACCAGGAGCGUGCCUACGAGUACGUGCAGUGUCCCAUCACCGGCGCCAAGGCCGGGAAUAAGGAGAACCUGGAUCCUUCUAACCUGAUGCCACCUCCUAAUCAGACACCAGCGCCCGACCAGCCGUUUCCACUAUCUACUGUGAGAGAGGAAUCGUCUAUUCCGAGGGCAGAUUCAGAUAAAAAGUGGGUUUAUCCUUCUGAACAGAUGUUCUGGAAUGCGAUGUUAAGGAAAGGGUGGAAAUGGAAGGAUGAGGAUAUUAGUCAGAAAGACAUGUAUAAUAUCAUUAGGAUUCACAACCAGAAUAACGAGCAAGCUUGGAAGGAGAUUUUGAAAUGGGAAGCCCUUCACGCUGCUGAGUGUCCUUGUGGUCCAUCCCUGAUCCGGUUUGGAGGCAAAGCAAAAGAGUAUUCGCCACGGGCAAGAAUUCGCUCCUGGAUGGGCAUGUUUUCAUUCCAGGUACGAGCUGCCUUUCGACAGGCACGACUGGAUCAUCGACCGUUGCGGUUCGGAAGUGAGAUAUGUCAUUGACUACUACGACGGGGGUGAGGUCAACCAAGACUACCAGUUCACCAUCCUGGACGUGCGGCCCGCGUUGGAUUCACUGUCGGCCGUAUGGGACCGGAUGAAGGUGGCCUGGUGGCGCUGGACUUCCUAAGCACUGCUUUGUCAGAAAUGAGAAAAUAGAAACGAUUUUUUUUUUCUGAGAAGUACAUUAAACUAUUUUCCCCAAACUGAA